Messenger RNA from Didymella exigua CBS 183.55, 942 nucleotides. RefSeq lists its product as uncharacterized. The transcript has 2 exons. Lineage: Eukaryota; Fungi; Ascomycota; Dothideomycetes; Pleosporales; Didymellaceae. Bases 1 to 942 code for a protein of 313 amino acids. The record is from RefSeq and is a predicted model, not a curated record.
AUGGGUCAACCGCUCGAGUAUCCAGGUAUCGUCAACAUUGUCACUCUCGUCGUCUUCUUCUUCUACCUCGUAAUCUCGCUCUACCUGAUUCUACGCCAAGGUCUGGGGCGGAGCUGGCCAUGGAUCUGGCUUACGACGUUGUGUGUUUGCCGGCUUGUGCAGGUGUCUAUGGAUUUGGCGACCACGCAACUCACUCCCAUCGAACAAGUUCCUAAUACUUCCGUUUCAUCCGGUGUCGCUAUCCUCACGUCCAUGGGUCUCACGCCACUGUUUAUGUCGACAAGCAGUCUACUCAACACAACAACCAAACCGAAAGGACGGCGAAUGCAAUGGAUCCUGCUAUUCGUUCAUGUUCCUCUAGUCAUUUCCUUCAUUCUCAUCGUCGCUGGCGGCAUUGAUCCUGACUCCCGCGAUGGGCCAACCUACGCAGCAACCGAAGCAACCAAAGCGGGCAUCAGUCUUUACAUUGUCUGUUUCUUAAUCCUCAUCUGGGCGACCGCCGUCAUAUCUGCCCGUCUGUAUCUCGCAGAUCCCCAAGAAGUCAAGAUCUUGACUACCGUUGUGCUCAGUCUGCCAUUCUUCGUCGUCGACAUUGUUUACAUGACAUGCUUCGCAUUCGAGAGCUGGGUCGACAAAACCUCCGAUAUGAGAUUCAACGUCAUUUCCGGCAACGUCACGAUUCAAUUGUGCAUGCAAGUCAUCAUGGAGUACAUUGUCGUCGGCCUCUACCUGUUUCUUGGACUAGAGCUUCCCAGCAAAGCCGCUCGACUCAGAGAGCAAAUCGAGGAAGUCAAGGAGAUGAGCGCAGACCAGAUUCAGGAGACAAUUCUUUGGAAACUCCACGAGGCUGUCUCACGUGUCGUGGCAGCGAUGAUCAUGCCUGCCCUGCAGUUUUCGCAUUGGAUGCUCGGAAAGAUCUUACGUUCUGGACAGGCAACGUGA